Molecule: messenger RNA, 4071 nt
Organism: Ustilago hordei
Lineage: Eukaryota; Fungi; Basidiomycota; Ustilaginomycetes; Ustilaginales; Ustilaginaceae
Exons: 1
Coding region: 1-4071 (1356 amino acids)
Source: RefSeq, a predicted model, not a curated record
AUGGACAACCACAGGCGGCAGCCGACCACAAGCCAUCAACCAGGCCAGCAGACGGUGCUGCCUCCAGGUGCUCACCAUCCUCACGAGCGCCCAGACAUCCUGAUAGCGACGGCCUCCCCCUUCCAGCAUGAUGACAGCAUCUCAUCUAAUCAUCUACCUCCAUCUUCCAAUCCUCUCCCUGCCUUCUCAUCGCCCGCAGAGUCAACUCUUUCAUCCUCACUCAACCAUCUUCCCCCUCGAUACGACUCGCAUCAGUUUCCGCCCACGCCUCCAGCAUUGCACACCUCUGACCCAGUGUCAGCCUCCUACUUUGAAUACCAACACGGCGCUGCAGCAGAUCAGCUUGCCCUUUCCGAUGCCCCUUGGUCUCCCUCCGAACAACCGAUGCCUCGCGUGUUUGCCUCACGCUUUCCACGAUGGGGAUCUUGGCUAGAGAAGCGUGCCCUCGAGCGCCAUUACGCCCAACUUGACAGCCAAGCCAGUUCACAGCAUCUCGCACCUUCCAGCAGAGUAGAGCCACCUAACAGGAAGAAGAGUUGGGGCGCAUGGGUCGAUGGUCCUGACGCCAUCAAUGACGAUGCCAACUCAGCUCCUCCUCCUCAAAACAUAGCAUCCAUCAUGGACCCAUCAUCUUUGCCUCCGCUGCAUGUUCACCACUAUGGCUCUCGCUUCAUUCCACAUCUCCCUGCUCAGCCCCUGUGCAGCCUACUUGUCCAAUUGCCACCCUCCGUUCAUCACCGAGACAAAUCUAGCCUGGCACCGAGACAAGUGCUUCUCGUAGGCACCGCUCUUGGCCUCUUUGCAGUCCAAAUCCGACAGCCUCAGGAUCACUCCUAUUCUCGUCAGACACAAGACGCUCCUCCCAGUCCCUCGACAACUUGCAAACAGUGGAACGACAACAUCCGCUGCAUCCACGUCCUUUCCGGUAUAGCCGUCUAUCAGAUGUGUCUGCUAGCAUCCAAGGCCGACGCUGCCGCAGCCAAAAGCCGCAUGUCACAGCCAAACAGCACAGCCAUCUCUGGCGUCUUACUUGCCCUCACUUGUCCAUCUUCAGCACGAGAUGGCUUGUUCGCUUCUUCCCUCAUGCAACUCAGCGCUCAUGCCGGUUCCGUACUGGAGAACGUCGCAGCCUCUGGCUCCUUUACUCCCAGCUCAUCCAACUUGAGUCACAAUGGCCAUCGUAUCUCCAAUCCCAAUGAAGGCAUCGCCGCUGCCAACUUUGGGCCCACAGCUGGCGGCGGACCAAGGCGCGCUGUACCCCCUGGUGGAUCUGGCGUCGUCCGAAUGUGGCACUUGCAGUCCAUUCGAGAGCUCUUGCUUUACGCGCUCGACAGGAACGACGCCCAGCUCCCCAUCGAUCUCGCCUCCUCAUCAGAAAGCUCGGAAGAUAGGCGUGGAGGCCUUGGCACUAUGUUCAGAAAGACGUUCUCCCGGCAGAAAGCAAGAUCGCAGCCCAGAAAGCCUGCACACGAAUGCACUCAGUCAGAAUCUUCGCUUUCUGCCACGAUCGAUCCGAUGCCGAGACUUUCCGGGACUACCAUGUCCUCAUCUUCUUCGCAACAUUCCUCAACAGGAUUCGGUGUACUUCCACAACUCUCUCGCGGUGCCACCUUCCGCCAUGACCCUCGUGCUUCUGGCUCCCCUCGAACGUCUCCACCGGCAACAAAACGGCAAAUUGACCCUGCACAUGCAGCUGCCGUCUCCUUGGCCACGAGCUCAGUGCCCAUACAGCCACCAGCGCACUCAUCAGCUGCAUCUCAUAACAGUACUGCCUCCUUCACCUCGCUCUUUGCCGAUGAUCUUGUUCAAUCCUUCUCAGGAAGCAGAAAUGGCGGCACAAAGGGCAAGGAGCGUGAAGCGAGCUCACAAGCGGCUUCCAAAGGUGUCCUCUUCUUCUCCGUCCAUGAGGCGGCGACCGACACCAAAGCCUCUGGAACAUGGUAUCUUGCCAUCACUUAUGCUCGGACCGUCAUGGUUUACGAAGCUGCCGUGCCCCGACACGGUACCACUCGCGCUUGGUCCUUCGUGAAAGAACUCUAUGCUCCCUUCCUCAUUAAGGCUGUCACUUUUGCUCCUGCAGCAGUCGAUGAUCAACUACAUCCAUUCGCCAGUCUCAGCUCCCUGCCUCUCAACGCUGGACCGACAAAGUUGAGGGUUGCAACGGCCGACGGUCCUUUGUCGAUAUCUAAGAAGGCUCCUUCCAAUCGCGAAACUAGCUCUAUGAACGGCUCUGCUCGCAUGAUCGGUGCUUCUAGCCCUACAAAGACAACACUUGUAAGCGCUGCCCCGACCUCCUGGCAUAAAGCAGACCUUUGCUUGCUUCUCAACUUCGGGCGUCGUGCCGUGCUUGUACGCUUAAGGGACUCUGACGUACGGGAGCUGCACUUGAAACCCCUUGCUCAACUGAUCGCCGCUUCAGAUGCAUCAGAUAGCGGAUCCACCACCCAAUUGUCGCUUCAACCUCAGUCUCGCAGGAGUUUUGCCGACCCUCAAUCCAGAAUCAAUCGCAGCAGGCCAGCGAGCAUGCUCAGCGAAAGUGAUCCACUAUCAGACGCUCUGCCAACAGGCGCUCCCACCCAUUCUCGCUCUGGCUCAGUGGAGCACAAGCUCAGAGAGGCUAUUCUCGACAAAAGAUCAAACAAGCACAACUGGAUCGGCUUCUCCACCAUCGAGGCGCAGGUCCUCGUUCGCCAGUGGUCUGACAACCAAGUAGAUCCUCCUCAUGACGUCUCGGAUAUAGAUCAGUGGCCGAGGAUGGAAGGCUCUGGACUGUCACCAAUGGGCAUGUCCAUAACGAAGGCAUCUCCCGGACAGCCUGCCUUAUCGCCUCAGGUGUUGGACAAAGAUCUUCCGAGGGUCCCAGCUCCCCAAAAUGCUUCUUUCGACCGACGUAUGUCACGCCUGCAUCUUUCCGAGCAAAGCUCGCUAUACCAUGACAAAGUGCAAGCCGACAGCAGUAGUGAUAGUGACGAUGGCAUCAGCACAGUCGAUGCGCGAGAGCGAGCGGCAAAAUAUCAGCUCAGAGACCUUGGGCCAUUGCCUCAAGCAGACAUUCGCAAUCAGCCGCCAAUGACGGGCAAAGCCCGGAUAGACACUAAUAGGACUCCGAAGCGUUCCUCGUCACUUCCGCCUUCGCAAUCAAUCUCGGUGAAGGUAGCCCUUGCGUCUCGAGGCAGUUUGACUCAUGUUCUACAGCUUCCUCUGGCAUCGAAUCUCAUGGAAACACCUCCUCUGGCAGUGAUGCAAUGGACCGACGUUCCCAACGCCGUGUCUGGCUGGGCCAGAGUGUUGGGCGUCGAACGCGCAAGCUCUAGGGGCCCAACACCUCUCAGUCAUCUCAGGCAAUCGACCGCGGUGUCGUCGGCUUCAGCAACUCUUUUAAGCUCGCUCGGACAGACUCUGGCAGCUCAGCCAAAACAAGGCGCGCCAUCUCUUAACCCUGGACGCAAGAGUCAUCGAUUGAUACUACAUGUGGGUGUCACAUGUGCAGCAUUUUUGGCCAGUCGCAUAGAGGCCAGGAAGGUGUCCUUUAGGGUGCCAGUGAACGUCGAUUUCGACGUGUCAUCCGAGCACGAGCUCGAGCUUAUUCCCACAUACAACGAAGCAGGAUACAAGAGGGCAAACGGCGGCACAGUGCAGAAGUCGAUGCCGGACACCGAAACAUGUCGUCGACUCAGCGAUGAGGAUACGACGAGCGUCGGCGAUGGAUGGCGAGCGGAUCCUUCAAAGAGCCAGCCUUUUGCUUACCCUUGUGUUCAAACUUUCUCUUCCGACCGCCUCGCAGAUCGCAGCCACAGCGAGGUUAGCGCACUCAGCCUGGAGCUCGAGUAUCUCUGUGCGCCGCUGCUGACACUGAAUCCUAUCGAUCUGGCUGAAAGUAGUUGUGGUGCCCAGUCGUUGGUCCUUCCGCUAUCCCAAGCCACUCGGCAGCAAGGUGCGCAGGGUGGCACAGGCACGGAAUCGGCUGUUCAUGCACUUUUCCCAGAGCUCGGUGGAGAUGCUGGUGUCAUUGCCUUCGACUGGCGUGGCGCCGACGACUUCCGCCUCUUUACCCUCGGCAUUGCCGGCUAA